AAUUAGGAGCCUUGUUCUAAUUAAUCAAUCAUGUACACUUCAGUUACAAACUAAUUUUAUCAGUUAUAUGAAUUAUCUAAUAUCCUCUGUAUCUGUUAUGGCUCUUCUGAGAAUUCAUCAUAAUGGACUAUUGCAAUGUUGGUCAUCGGUCUGUCACAAAACCUCCUCCUUUAUCUUAGGUUGCUUUUCAAGAUAGACAUAUUUAUGUUACAUCGCUCGGAUAUCUGUGUCCAGAAUGCCAUUUUCCAGAACUUUGUGUUUGUUAGAUGCAUGUUUAUGUUGAACUUUGAUUUGUUUGCAUGUUUUCAUCAUAUGGUCUUAUCCACUUCAUGAUCAUUUUACAGGUAAUGAAGAGUCCAGUUGAGAAAAAGAUGCAUAACUGCAUUUACAAGUUUGUAUUUUCUUUAGAAUAUAUAAUAAAGUACCUUUUACAUCUGUGAAGCCAAAGUGAUUCCUUUCCUCUAUACAAGGAUGCAACUGAAAAUUAGUCCAAGAUAUUCUUGUCAUUUCUUUGGCUUUAAGACAAUUUUUUAAAGAAAAAGGAGGAAAAAAGCAACAACCUGUCAAUGUUGUCUAGAUAAAGAAUGGAACAAUCAUGGCUUUAUAUACAUAUGCAUUCUGUAUUUGAAAUCACAAAAGUGAGUGAUUCAAUAAAAUUUCCCUUCUUUGCUUCUGUCAAAGCUUAACUUGUCAGGUCAUGGCUUCAGGAGCAGGAAAAUCAGCAGCAUUUAUGCUUUUGAUCCUUAAUCUCUUGCUUUACUUCAUUGUUAUUGUAAUUGCUUCUUGGGCUGUCAAUCAUGCCAUAGUAAGAUCCAAAGAAACAGCAUCAACUCUGCCAAUCCCAGCUAGGAUCUUUCCUAUAUUUUUUCCUUUUGGGAACAUGGCAACUGGUUUUCUCAUCAUAUUUUCACUUAUUGCUGGAAUGGUUGGCUUCAUCACCUCACUUACUGGAAUUCAGAAUGUGAUACAAUGGAAUGCUCCCAAUUUACAUGCAGCUGCUUUCUCUUCUCUCACUACUUGGUUACUCACAUUACUUGCCAUGGGGUUGGCCUGUAAGGAGAUUGAUAUGGGGUGGACUGACUCAAACUUGAGGACCUUGGAGGUAAUAUUGAUAAUAUUGAGUGGGACACAAAUGUUCUGCACUGGUGCUAUUCAUGCUGGAAUUGGAGAUGUUGCUACUCGAGACCUUUAAGCAUAGGAAGAGUUUGAAAAGUUUCACAAUUUAUUUAUAUAAAAAAAUAUAUAUUAUUUUUUCUUUCCCUCUCAUUUACGCACCUUUAAGUUUUAAUGUGUAUGUAAUAUUUCAUAUGGACUUUGUAAAGAUGUGUAUGCCGUCUUUGUCUUGAGCAGAUUGAAGAAAGAGUCGUUUGAUUUGUUUCUUGGUCUUUUAUUGAUUUGUAAAAGUGAAUUGAAUUUUUUUUAAUUUUUUUGCUUUU
This is a messenger RNA of Nicotiana tabacum (common tobacco), 1436 nucleotides long. RefSeq names its product membrane protein PM19L-like. The record is from RefSeq and is a predicted model, not a curated record. NCBI's taxonomy places the organism in Eukaryota, Viridiplantae, Streptophyta, Magnoliopsida, Solanales, Solanaceae.